UUGACCAGCUUGACACGCUCUUGGAACCACAGAUUCGAAACAAAAGAAUCGUUUACGUUCAAGAUCGGAUCUUCCUGCAUUUUGAAAGCGUCAGGUCAUAACAAAACAAAUGCUCUCAUUGUAGAACUGCCAUUAAAGAAUAGCGUGCUUUAUAAACCGACUGACGACAGAUAAUGGAAGAGCCUGAAAACAGCCAGACAACAAAGGCACCAGUUGUGGAGACGCAAUCCUGCCAGCCGUCAGCUAGACAAGAGCAGAAUAACGCAGAUCAGAAUGAACUGACGGAAGAUUCCGUCACAUGCCAUCAAACUGGGAUGCGUACCUUUGAGCAAGGAAGCAUCGAAAAGACAAUGAGAGUUCCCACCGAAGAGAAGCCAUUCAUCUGCCCAGAGUGUGGGAAGAGUUUUUCCGCCAAACAAAAGUUGGAGACCCAUAUUAGAAUCCACACCGGAGAAAAGCCCUUCAGCUGCCCUCAAUGCGGAAAGGGUUUCACGCAGCAGGGUCAGAUUAAAACACACAUGCGAAUACACACCGGAGAGAAACCCUUCACAUGCCCUCAAUGCAACAAGAGCGUUACGUCAAAACAGAGCCUCAAAAGUCACAUGAGAAUUCACACGGGAGAAAAACCGUUCACCUGUCCUGAGUGCGGCAUGAUCUUCUCCCAAUUAGGAUAUCUUAAACGUCACGUAAGAACUCACACCGGCGUGAAACCUUUCAGCUGCACCCAGUGUGGAAAACGCUACAAAGUGAAGCAAAGCCUUGAGAGCCACAUGAGACUUCACACUGGAGAGAAGCCUUUCACAUGUCCUCAGUGUGGAAAGGGUUUCACGGCAAAACAGUGUCUUAAAAGUCACAUGAGCGUUCACAUUAAAGAGAAGCCUUUUAAUUGUUCGCUGUGUGAAAUGAGUUUCACCCACCAGCAAAAUCUGAAGCGCCACAUGUUGAUUCACGCCGGAGAAAAGCCUUAUGUUUGCCGUCAAUGCGGGAAGAGUUUCUCGGUGAAACAAACCCUUGAGAAUCACGUCAGGAUCCACACCGGAGAGAAACCGUUUGCGUGUGCUGAGUGUGGAAAGGGUUUCGCCGUCAAACAAAACCUUGAGAGUCACAUGAGAGUUCACACCGGGGUGAAGCCUUUUUUCUGUCCUCAGUGUGGAAAGAGAUUCACAGUGAAGCAAAGCCUCGAGAAUCACAUAACUAUUCACACUGGAGAACGACCUUUUACGUGUUUAAUGUGUGACAAGACUUUCACGGUGAAACAUAAGCUCGAGUACCACAUGAGAAAUCACACCGGAGAGAAGCCUUACAUCUGCCCUCAGUGUGGAAACAGUUACGCCUUGAGGAACCACCUCGAAAGACACGUACGAAUUCACACCGGAGAAAAACCGUUCUCCUGUUCUAAGUGCGCAAAGAGUUUCACAAAGAAGCAGAGCCUUAAAAGUCACAUGAGAGUUCACAACAGAACUAAACCGUACAUCUGCUCUCAAUGUGGAAAGAGAUUCACGGUGAAACAAAGCCUUGAGAGUCACAUGAGCCUUCACACCGGAGAGAAACCUUUCACCUGCACCGAAUGUGGAAGGAGUUAUACGUUGAGACAAAACCUAGAGACGCACAUGAGGGUUCACAAUGGAGACAAGUGUUUUAGCUGCUCUGAUUGUGGACGGAGUUUCACAGUGAAGCAAAACCUUUAUGUCCACAUGCGAGUUCACACCGGAGAGAGGCCUUAUACCUGCGAGCAGUGCGGAAAGAAAUUCACGCAACACGGACAACUGAACCGUCACAUGAGAAUUCACACCGAACAGAAGACGACUUUGGACCAAUCUGAAGAAACUCCAAAUGACGAGACUGCAGACAAUUCAUCAGACAUCCAACAUCAAUCAGAGGGGAAAGAUGUAGUCACGGUGUUAAUAUAAUUCGAAGGCCAUGACAGAUAUAUAGUUGACGACAAAAAGUUAUUAGCGCAAUUAUUUUCCUAGUGCUGUUUACGCUUUAACACAUUUUUAAACAUGAUAGUUUUAAUAGCUAAUUUCUAUUUGUCAUAAUGACUGUACAUUUUUUUUUUAUUUUGCAAGAUACUAGUAUUAAAGUUCAAUUUAAAAGCUAACUAUGAUAUAAAUUAGGUUAACUAGGAAAGUUAUGUUAAUUAGGCUAGUCAUUGGAAAACAGUGGUUUGUUCUGUAGCCUGUAGGGUUAGGCGAUGUCGACCAAUUUAGCAUCGUACAAUGUCUAACGUGAAACAUCGCGAUGAACGAUGGCUUCAUCGUCGUAGGUGCGGGGAAAUUAAUUAUGCAUGAAUAAUUAAUUAACUCUUAACCAAUUAAUUAUUUGUAGCCUAAUGUUUUAACUAACAUUACCAGACCCACAUUGUCUUUGUUUUACUGAUAAUCAAAAUACCAAUAAAUAAAGUUACACACAAAUUACCACCUGUCAAUCACUCUUUCCACGGGACUCUGGCAUGAAUAGGCAGAGUGAUCUGUGUCGUUAUAAUGGCGUCGAUAAAACUUGGAUGGUGGUGCACAACCAACAGCAACCAACCAGCUCAGAGUCAGACGCAUGCAUAGCCUACACUGCAGCGCAUGACAAAGUGUGUGUGUGUGAUCACAUGAUGUGCGUUUUCAGCAAUAUAGUGUAGAAGGAGGGCUUUUCCGAAAAGCUAGGUGAAACGGCAAUGUGGACAGGGAUUGUUUUCAUUCUAAAAUGCCAUUUAAAAGCUAAGACGUAUUAGUGUAAAUGGGUCCAUGUGUAUUGUUCAACUCUGGUCCAUAGAAUAAAUGAUCAUUUCUGAAGGGAAAAUAUUGACCCUUCAUAACAAUAUUGACCUUAAAAAUUACUUUUAAUAAAUUAAAAAAUUAUUUUAUUCCAGUUAAAUAAAAAAAAAUAAAACGUUUCUCCAGAGGAAAAAAUAUAUAAUAUAAAUAAUGUUAAAAAUGGCCUCGCUUUGUUAAACAGCACUUGGGAAAUAUUUGAAAAAUGAUUAAAACUCCAGAGAAGGGUGAGUAAUUUUGCCUUUUACUGUAUGCCAAUGGGACAGUCUUUUUUAUAAUUAUUUAAAUGUUCAUCUUCAGCCAAUCCAUGCUGUAAAUAAAACAUUUUAACACAAUUAGUGUUAAUUGGUUCAGUAGUUACUGACUAGACUUUUAGCUGUUAAAGUGUAGCGGCAGCAUGCAUAUUCAUAAUCUCAAAUUUUCAUUGUUGCCUGUUUAUAUAUUUACACAUAUAUUGUACAUCUUUUGGGUACUCCUUGUAACUUAUAUAGAUUUAUAUUAAUUUAUGUUAUGUUCCAUGUUAGAACUGUAAUAACUGAAAGAAUAUUAUCAUUAUCUUUACAUUCUUGCAAUAAGAAGACUUAAGAAUUAGACACUGUGAAACAGAACAAUCCCAUUAUUGUAUCUAGGCAUGGGACGAUAACCGUUUUCAAGGUAUACCACGGUUUGGAAAAGUCAAGGUUUUAAAACCGCCCAACAUUUUCUGCUAUACCAUUUCUAAGCUAUGAGUAAGAUUUUUAUUUACAUUUUUUUAGGUUUUUAGGACAACAGUAUCUCCAGCAGAAAAGAUCUCCAAAGAUGCUGUUUUAAAUUGUAAGAAUUCAGUGCUUGUGAAACUAAUGAAGACAGCAGAAGUCAAUGAUUCAUUUGAAUUAUUCAGCCUGACAUGUUUACUGCUCCAAAAUAUAAUAAAUGUUUCUCAAAAUGAAAUAUAUUGUGCUCAAAGGGGGAAAAAGUUGUUGUUGUUUUUUUACUUAGACGUUUAAAAAGAACAUAUUUUUGAGCAGUAAUCACAAUACCGUGAAACCAUGAUAUUUUCAUCCAAGGUUAUCAUAGUCAUAAUCUUAUACCAGCCCAUGCCUAAUUGCAUCUUCAUGUUUCUGUUUAGAUGACUUCAGAGCUUUCACCAAUACAAGGUUAUUCAAUAAACUUUGUUCAUUUCUUACCACUUAAUGUCCUA
Molecule: messenger RNA, 3942 nt
Organism: Danio aesculapii
Lineage: Eukaryota; Metazoa; Chordata; Actinopteri; Cypriniformes; Danionidae
Product: gastrula zinc finger protein XlCGF57.1
Exons: 2
Coding region: 174-1910 (578 amino acids)
Biological process (GO): regulation of transcription by RNA polymerase II
Molecular function (GO): RNA polymerase II cis-regulatory region sequence-specific DNA binding; DNA-binding transcription factor activity, RNA polymerase II-specific
Source: RefSeq, a predicted model, not a curated record